Alnus glutinosa is the source of this 779-nucleotide messenger RNA. RefSeq lists its product as uncharacterized. The record is from RefSeq and is a predicted model, not a curated record. The transcript is spliced from 2 exons. Bases 138 to 452 code for a protein of 104 amino acids. NCBI's taxonomy places the organism in Eukaryota, Viridiplantae, Streptophyta, Magnoliopsida, Fagales, Betulaceae.
AUAUAGGAUUCGACCAAAUAAUAAUCAACCUUUUGGCGAAUAUAUAAAGAGCACCCUAUCACCCUUCUUAUUUCAUUUCAUUUAGCUAACUAUCCUUUCCUUUUUGCUAUAUCUUUCUCGCUCAAUUCUCCAUCUCCAUGGCUUCCCUCCAGGUCAAUGAAAAAGCAUCAGUGCCAGAGGAGACUAACCAAAAAGAAGAAACAACACAGGAGGCUCCUGCUGUUGAACAAAAGUUGGCCACUACAGAAGUAGAUGUCCCACCGACAGAAUCCAAGACAGCUGAACCUGAUGAAGUACUGUUUUUCCCUGAUGAAGAAGAUAUUAAACUAGCUGAUGAAGAAGGAAAUGAAGCAGCAGUGUCACCCAUUCGUGAGGAAGAUUUGAAAUUUACCGAGGAUAUAGAAAAUGAAGAUCAAGCAGACCUAGAAGGGGAUAAUGAGAUUGAAGAUUAGUAAAAAGAAGGAAAAAGAGAUGGUUGUUUAUUGGGUAGUGUUGGUGAUGCAUGGUAGCCUAAACUAUUAGCUAGGUGGAAAUGGAAAUAAAGGUUCACGAGUCUCUUCCACUUUCUAAGCAUUUGUUGUGGUGUCAUCUGGGUUUUCUAGGCAGUAUGGGACCUAUAUAUGGGUCCAAAAUAUUAAUGUUUAGGCUCCUUCAAAAACAGUUAGUUUGUAUUCAGCUAAUGCUGGGAAGGUCCUUAUAGACAAUUCUAUCUUCUCUUUUGUAUUGUGUGGAAAGGUGUGUAUCUGGUGAGUUUUUGUGGUAAUUUUUUACUUGUCUAA